This is a messenger RNA of Prunus dulcis (almond), 2151 nucleotides long. RefSeq names its product protein NRT1/ PTR FAMILY 5.2-like. The transcript is spliced from 4 exons. Bases 79 to 1857 code for a protein of 592 amino acids. The record is from RefSeq and is a predicted model, not a curated record. Lineage: Eukaryota; Viridiplantae; Streptophyta; Magnoliopsida; Rosales; Rosaceae. Gene Ontology annotation, molecular function: tripeptide transmembrane transporter activity; dipeptide transmembrane transporter activity. Gene Ontology annotation, cellular component: membrane. Gene Ontology annotation, biological process: dipeptide transport; transmembrane transport.
AUUGGCUUUGGCUAGUGAAGUGGGAAGACCAAGUUCAAUAAAUUACAGAGAGCUAACUGGAGCUGCAGAAAGAAAGGCAUGGCAGCUGAAGAAGGACAAAGGGUCGAUCAAUACACACAAGAUGGGACUGUGGAUCUUAAAGGAAACCCUGUCCUUCGAUCCAAGAGAGGUGGAUGGACUGCUUGCUCCUUUGUUGUUGUGUAUGAGGUGUUUGAACGCAUGGCAUAUUAUGGAAUAUCGUCGAAUUUGAUCUUGUAUUUGACCAAAAAGCUUCACCAAGGGACUGUGACUUCUGCGAAUAAUGUGACCAAUUGGGUUGGCACCAUUUGGAUCACUCCUAUUUUGGGAGCAUAUGUGGCCGAUGCUCAUCUGGGUCGUUACUGGACAUUUCUCAUUGCUUCCAUUAUCUAUCUAUCGGGAAUGUCUGUAUUAACCCUUGCAGUUUCACUUCCUUCUUUGAAACCACCUCCCUGCCGAGAUCCCCAUGUCGAAAACUGCAAGAAGGCCUCCCCAUUACAUCUAGCUGUGUUCUAUGGUGCCCUCUACACUCUGGCCAUUGGAACAGGUGGAACAAAACCCAACAUAUCAACCAUUGGAGCAGACCAGUUCGAUGAUUUUGAUCCCAAAGAGAAGAACCAGAAACUCUCCUUUUUCAACUGGUGGAUGUUCAGCAUCUUCUUUGGCACACUCUUUGCCAACACAGUUCUUGUCUACAUACAAGACAAUGUGGGCUGGACCUUGGGAUAUGGCCUUCCAACUCUUGGCCUUCUUAUAUCUGUUAUAAUCUUCUUGGCUGGCACACGAUUUUACAGGCACAAGGUGCCUACUGGCAGCCCCUUCACAAGGAUGGCUAAGGUCAUAGUUGCUGCAGUGAGGAAAUGGACUGUGACUUUGCCUAGUGACCCUAAGGAGCUCCAUGAGCUUAACUUGGAGGAUUAUACAAAAAAAGGAAAAUUCAGAAUUGAUUCCACACCAACCUUAAGGUUCCUCAACAAAGCUGCUGUGAAAACAGGCUCAAACAGUCCAUGGAAGCUAUGCUCAGUAACCCAAGUAGAGGAGACCAAGCAAAUGAUACGAAUGGUCCCAAUCUUGGUAGCCACAUUUGUACCAAGCACUAUGAUUGCACAAGUAAAUACCUUGUUUGUAAAGCAAGGCACCACCCUUGAUCGAGCGGUCGGGAGCUUCAAAAUCCCCCCUGCAAGUUUAUCUGGAUUUGUGACCCUCUCCAUGCUUGUCAGUGUCGUGCUCUAUGACCGGUUCUUCGUCAAGAUCAUGCAAAAGUUGACAAAAAAUCCUAGAGGAAUCACUCUCCUUCAAAGAAUGACAAUUGGAAUGCUUUUCCACAUUAUAAUUAUGGUCAUUGCAUCUCUAACUGAGAGGUAUAGGCUUAAUCUUGCAAAGGAACAUGGCGUAGUCGAAAAUGGAGGACAAGUUCCCAUAACCAUAUUGAUUUUACUUCCCCAAUUUGUGCUCAUGGGAACAGCUGAUGCUUUUCUAGAGGUUGCCAAAAUUGAGUUCUUCUAUGACCAGGCACCUGAAAGUAUGAAGAGUCUUGGGACUUCUUAUUCCAUGACCACUUUGGGGAUGGGAAACUUUCUUAGCAGCUUCCUUCUUUCAACAGUUUCUCACAUCACCAAGAAGCAUGGUCACAAAGGAUGGAUUCUGAACAACCUAAAUGCUUCUCAUCUUGACUACUACUAUGCAUUUUUCGCCGUACUAAACGCCUUGAACUUCAUUUUCUUCUUGGUUAUGACUAAGAUGUAUGUGUACAAGGCUGAAAUUUCGGAUUCGAUAAAAGUACUCACAGAAGAAUUGAGGGAGACAACCUACAAGCCAUCUAACAAAGAAGAAUCAUAGACAUAGCUAAAAUAAGCAACCUAUAUGCCGCAGAAAUUGAAGAUGAAACUGAAAUUGUUGACAGUCCCCAGCUCAGUUUGUUAAAAAGGCCUUUAACAGAGCUUCUAGAUAGAAAUGGUGGAUCAUGGUAGUGUGUGUAAGGGAGGGGAAAAAAUAUAAAGCUGUGAAUGCUUGCUAGUAUUUGCCUGUAAGUACAUCAUUAGAAGUUGAAAUAUAUAUAGUACUUCCAGUUCUCAAAUGAAGGAUGUGUUCAUGAAUAUCUUAGAAUAUCUGAAUAGAAACAAUUUCUUGAAA